Brugia malayi is the source of this 1002-nucleotide messenger RNA. RefSeq lists its product as uncharacterized. Lineage: Eukaryota; Metazoa; Nematoda; Chromadorea; Rhabditida; Onchocercidae. The coding region runs from base 1 to 1002 and encodes 333 amino acids. Gene Ontology annotation, biological process: G protein-coupled receptor signaling pathway. The transcript has 7 exons. Gene Ontology annotation, molecular function: G protein-coupled receptor activity. The record is from RefSeq and is a predicted model, not a curated record. Gene Ontology annotation, cellular component: membrane.
AUGGAAAGCAAUGAUGAGCAACUACCAUUCUGUAGUAUUUGCUUGAGUUCAUCUGAUUCACGGUAUAUCAAAUACAAUAUGGUGGUAUCAGGUAUAAUAUUACCAAUAAUUGGUUUAAUUGGAAUUGUUGGAAAUGUUCUAGUUAUGGUUGUUUAUGGAAGUAUCGAGCAACGAAGGUAUUCAACAAAUAUUUAUUUAGCUGCUUUAGCAUUGAGUGAUUUUUGUAUGAUAUGCACAGCAAUCAUUCUAUAUGGUUUAGAAGCAUGGAGACAUCAUGGACCAACAGCUUUGGCAACUGUUUACGGUAAAAGCGCAGAAUUUGUUUUCCCGAUCAGUACUAUCCUACAAACUACUUCCGUUUAUUUUUGUGUUGCUGCAGCGGCUGAUUUUUUUGUUCGAAUUGUUUUAUCAGCACAAAUUAAAGAUAAAAUUUGUACGCCAAGAUUUGCACGCUUAUCAGUGUUAUCAAUUGCAAUCAUAUCAUUACUGUAUAAUGUGCCACAUUUUUUUGAAUUAAGAACAAUUGAUUGCAUUGAUGAAAUAAGAAACAAUACUUUAUCAGUGCAAGUUUGUCCUACUGAGCUUCGAAAUAAUGCAUCAUAUUAUCAAUUAUACUAUACCUAUAUGUACACAAUAUUUAUGGCUGUUGGACCACUUCUACUUAUUGUUAUUCUUAAUGUAUUAGUUGUUCGAGCUGUACUCAAAAAUGGUACUUCAGAUGAUUCCGAUACGAUUAGUCUUAUAUUGGUCGUUUUUAUGUUCAUCUUUUGCAAUUCAGCUGCUCUUUUGGUUAAUUUUAUUGAAAUGGUCUUUGCUGAAAAGGCUUAUCAUUUAUUGGUAUAUUUGGUUGACAUGUCUAAUUUACUGGUAGUUAUCAAUUGUACCGGCAAUUUCUUUUGCUAUUUAUUCUUUGGUGCAAGCUUCAGACGUACACUUCGAAAAAUUCUUAUUGGACGAUCAAACCAAUUUUAUUUAGACUCAUUUACUGGCUAUCAUCAAUAA